AUGGCUAGCUCUAAAAGUAAUGUUAUAGCAUUGUGGAUGGUAGCAAUGUUUCUUACUAUGACCACGAUGGAAGGAAUCAAGGUUGUAGCUGUUUGUAACACAGAUAUAAAGGGAAUCAAUAGCCAAUGUUAUUCUGUAGUUGCUGGAAAUGCACCUUCUCCUCCGAGCAUGCAAUGUUGCAAUCUUAUUCAACAAGCAGACUUGCCUUGUCUAUGCAAAUACAAGUAUUUGCUAUAUACUCUUGGAGUUGAUGUUAAAAAAGCCAUGGAAAUUCCUGGGAAAUGUGGGCAGCAAAAUCCAUGUCACUAA
Molecule: messenger RNA, 309 nt
Organism: Hevea brasiliensis (rubber tree)
Lineage: Eukaryota; Viridiplantae; Streptophyta; Magnoliopsida; Malpighiales; Euphorbiaceae
Product: putative lipid-transfer protein DIR1
Exons: 1
Coding region: 1-309 (102 amino acids)
Biological process (GO): systemic acquired resistance
Molecular function (GO): fatty acid binding
Source: RefSeq, a predicted model, not a curated record